GUGAGAUACCAGCGAAGAAGAAAAUCCGGAAGUUAGUAAGUUUGUUCCAAAAAUGUGUAAAGUCAACCAAUUGAGAAUGUUGAUGGAGCAGCGACUGAAUUCUGUCAUUGAAGAAAUAUUUGGAGUGUUGGAAAGAACCAUAGCAGAGUACGAGGAGGAACUUUCUAGAACAAAAGAGAAGACAAAUCGACAACAAAAACUUCUGGACGCCGUUUUCAAACCUCGAGUUGUGCUACACAAAGCAGACAACCAACAUGUGUCAGUAAAGAGUCAAGAAGAGAUUCCAUCUCAGCAGCAGGAGUGGCGCUCCACUGUGGGGGAAAAGGAGCGAGAGCCCAACCUCACAGAGGAAAAGGAGAAAACGUGGGAGCAGACUCAAAGGUUGGAGGAGGAGGAGGAUGAUGAUGAUGACAAUGAGGCUCAGUUUUCACAGCUUCAUCACAGUCAAAGUGAGGAGUGCAGAGGGGCGGAGCUUCUAACUCAACACAUUGCAGGUGGAGAGCAUUGUGAAGAUAUAAACUCAGAACCAGACAGCAUCUUUGCUCCACUGUCAGAUAUAGACGGCAUGAUGUCAGACUCUUCUGAGAGCGAUCACAGUGACGACAUCCUAAAACCUUUGGAGAGUACAAGUGACUCUAAACGUGAUACGAGAGAUCAUACCUACUACAAACACUUUGACUGUGGGAGCUCAUUUAGACACAGCAGUCUUUUGACAACGUGUAUGAGAACACACACCGUAGCAAAACCUUUCGCGUGCUCAGUUUGCCAGAAGAGUUUUUACACAAAGGAUGGUAUGACCACACACACGCGAUCACACAUGGAGAUGAAAUUCCCAUGCUGGCUUUGCAAUGAAAGAUUCAAAAGUAAACAUCACGCCAUGAUACACAUGAGAACGCAUGCUGGGGAGAAACUGUUAAGUUGUAAUGUGUGUGACAGAAAGUUCACAUUAAAGGGUACCCUGAAAACACAUACAAUAAUACAUGCAGGGAAGAAACCCUUUUUAUGUUCAGAUUGUGCUGAAAGAUGAAGAUUAAAGCAAACUCGAUAUUACACACUGGUGAGAAACCUUUUACCUGCUCUGUUUGUAAGAAGAGUUUCUCCAUAAAGUAUAAUUUGACCACACACAUGGAAAAGAAUACAUUUUUCCUGCUCGAUUUGCCCUAAACGAUUAACUUUAAAAAGAGAAAAAUGAGAACAUACACUGGAGAGAAACCGUUCAUUUGUAACUUGUGCGAUCAAAGGUUCGCGUAUUGACUUGUAUUGUAUUCAGUUGGUUGCUUUGUUGGGCCUGCUCCUGUCUCAGGCCAUGCUCCCCCCCGCCCCAGGCCACCAAAGUGUAUAUGUUUUUGUUGUUUUACUUUUAUGGCUGUGUGUAGAAGUGGCUGGUUUCCCCACGGAGAUUUAUAAAAUAUUUCUGAUUCUGAUUAAUAUCAGGUCAGUACUUACAAACCCCGUUUCCAUAUGAGUUGGGAAAUUGUGUUAGAUGUAAAUAUAAACGGAAUACAAUGAUUUGCAAAUCAUUUUCAACCCAUAUUCAGUUGAAUAUGCUACAAAGACAACAUAUUUGAUGUUCAAACUGAUAAACAUUUUUUUGUUGUUGCUAAAAAUCAUUAACUUUAGAAUUUGAUGCCAGCAACACGUGACAAAGAAAUUGGGAAAGGUGGCAAUAAAUACUGAUAAAGUUGAGGAAUGCUCGUCAAACACUUAUUUGGAACAUCCCACAAGUGCACAGGCGAAUUGGGAACAGGUGGGUGCCAUGAUUGGGUAUCAAAGUAGAUUCCAAAGUAGUUGGGAAAGGGCAUGUUCACCACUGUGUUACAUGGCCUUUCCUUUUAACAACACUCAGUAAACGUUUGGGAACUGAGGAGACACAUUUGUUAAGCUUCUCAGGUGGAAUUCUUUCCCAUUCUUGCUUGAUGUACAGCUUAAGUUGUUCAACAGUCCGGGGGUCUCCGUUGUGGUAUUUUAGGCUUCAUAAUGCGCCACACAUUUUCAAUGGGAGACAGGUCUGGACUACAGGCAGGCCAGUCUAGUACCUGCACUCUUUUACUAUGAAGUCACGUUGAUACAACACGUGGCUUGGCCCUGUCUUGCUGAAAUAAGCAGGGGCGUGCGUCCAUGGUAACGUUGCUUGUAUGGCAACAUAUGUUGCUCCAAAACCUGUAUGUACCUUUCAGCAUUAAUGGCGCCUUCGCAGAUGUGUAAGUUACCCAUGUCUUGGGCACUAAUACACCCCCACACCAUCACAGAUGCUGGCUUUUAACUUUGCGCCUAUAACAAUCCGGAUGGUUCUUUUCCUCUUUGGUCCGGAGGACACGACGUCCACAGUUUCCAAAAACAAUUUGAAAUGUGGACUCGUCAGACCACAGAACACUUUUCCACUUUGUAUCAGUCCAUCUUAGAUGAGCUCAGGCCCAGCGAAGCCGACGGCGUUUCUGGGUGUUGUUGAUAAACGGUUUUCGCCUUGCAUAGGAGAGUUUUAACUUGCACUUACAGAUGUAGCGACCAACUGUAGUUACUGACAGUGGGUUUCUGAAGUGUUCCUGAGCCCAUGUGGUGAUAUCCUUUACACUCUGAUGUCGCUUGUUGAUGCAGUACAGCCUGAGGGAUCGAAGGUCACGGGCUUAGCUGCUUACGUGCAGGGAUUUGAUUUGAUCUGAUGUUUGUGUUUAUGCUUCACUGAUGAGAGUAUUUGGCCAGUGCCAUUUUGUCCCACUAAUUUUGGCGGUCCUUGAACUCAUUGUAGUUGGUUUACAUUUCCAACUUUCUCCGUCGCUGCCACAGAAAGGCGUGUUUUAUGCCACUCUUUCUUUGUCUCAUUUUGUCCACCAAACAUUUUAUGCUGUGCGUGAAUGCACAAAGGUGAGUUUUGUUGAUGUUAUUGACUUGUGUGUAGGGCUAAUAAUCCAUGCUAACACGCUAUUUAGGCUAGCUGUAUGUACAUAAUGCAUCAUUAUGCCUUGUAUGUAGGUAUAUUUGAGUUAAUUUAAUUUCCUUUACUUAUGUCCUCUGUGUAUUUAAUUUAUAUAUGCACGUCUCAUGACACUUUAUCUGUAUGUAAUAUUGGCUGCAUUUCUGAUAUUGUGCCAUGUCGUUCCAAGACCACAGCAAAUGUUACCAUGUUGUUCCAGACCACAGCAAACGUUGCCCAGCUUGCAAAGAUUGUA
Molecule: messenger RNA, 3167 nt
Organism: Nerophis lumbriciformis (worm pipefish)
Lineage: Eukaryota; Metazoa; Chordata; Actinopteri; Syngnathiformes; Syngnathidae
Biological process (GO): regulation of transcription by RNA polymerase II
Molecular function (GO): DNA-binding transcription factor activity, RNA polymerase II-specific; RNA polymerase II cis-regulatory region sequence-specific DNA binding
Source: RefSeq, a predicted model, not a curated record